AUGUCAUCCCCCAAACACAAAGCACAGCAUACUUUCCCCGCAUACAAGGUCAAUUCUCCGCGAACACCUGCGAUCGACUACAAUCUCAAUUCUUCCUUCCAUUCUCAUCACUUUCCUCCUGACCAUCAACUUAAUCCCCAUUUUGUCCGGAUCUACCAACUCGGAGACGAGCUUGGUUCAGGGGGUUACGGUUUCGUGGUCACGGCGAAACACCGGAUUGAGGGCCACGAGGUUGCGGUCAAGUUUAUCAUAAAGGAAAAGGUGCCAGACUAUGCGUGGGUGAACGAUGAAAGAUACGGAAGGUUGCCCACAGAAGUCAUUAUACUUAGCAACAUCGAACACGACAAUAUUGUGAAGUGUUUGGAUAUCUUUGAAGAUGCGGAGUACUACUAUCUAGUACAGGAACUCCACGGUACACCAUGGCACAAUCCUGAUCAUGACAAGAAACUGACAGUUGCAGAGAACGUUCAGCCUACUGAGCCUUUAUCUGUUCCUCCAUUAUCCCCUUCAGUCUCGGCGGACUCGAUAUCCAGUCUAUCCCCUUCAACUCCAUCGCAUACAUCCAGCGUUAUUGCCUCGCACAAUUCAAAGCACAAGCCCAAGGCACCUCGACCACCGAAGUUCCCUCGCAGACCAUCCCAUGAUCUUUUUGAGUGCAUCGAACAAUCGGAUAACAAGUGUCUCUCUGAGGACCAAGCUCGCCAUGUUUUUGCCCAAAUCGUCGAUGCCGUCGACUAUCUUGACUCUAUAGGCGUGGCUCAUCGUGACAUCAAGGAUGAGAACAUUGUCAUUGACGGGAAUCUGAAAGUCAAACUUAUUGACUUUGGCAGCGCCACCUUCACCGAUCCCGCCGCCGAACCACGUCCAUUCUACAACCUAUUUUACGGAACCACUGCAUAUGCGGCAUCCGAAAUUUUACAGAAAAAGGUCUAUCAAGCCGCACCUGCAGAGGUGUGGACGCUUGGUGUGCUUCUUUCCUAUCUUCUUACUGGAACUUCACCGUUCCCCACGGCUAAAGAUGCUGUAGCGGGCAGGAUUGUGCUCGCGAAUGGCCCGCGCGUGUCGCGUCAAGCGUUGAACCUGAUGCACGUCUGCCUUGACCCGAACCCAACGACCCGUGUCACGAUCCAGGAAGUGAAGAGCCACCCGUGGCUGAAAUCGCGUUGCAAAUAA
Molecule: messenger RNA, 1173 nt
Organism: Lentinula edodes (shiitake mushroom)
Lineage: Eukaryota; Fungi; Basidiomycota; Agaricomycetes; Agaricales; Omphalotaceae
Product: kinase-like domain-containing protein
Exons: 3
Coding region: 1-1173 (390 amino acids)
Biological process (GO): intracellular signal transduction; protein phosphorylation; negative regulation of apoptotic process
Cellular component (GO): cytosol; cytoplasm; nucleus
Molecular function (GO): ATP binding; protein serine/threonine kinase activity
Source: RefSeq, a predicted model, not a curated record